Messenger RNA from Aricia agestis (brown argus), 1215 nucleotides. Its product is annotated as phenoloxidase-activating factor 3-like. Gene Ontology annotation, molecular function: serine-type endopeptidase activity. Bases 4 to 1215 code for a protein of 403 amino acids. NCBI's taxonomy places the organism in Eukaryota, Metazoa, Arthropoda, Insecta, Lepidoptera, Lycaenidae. Gene Ontology annotation, biological process: proteolysis. The record is from RefSeq and is a predicted model, not a curated record. The transcript is spliced from 7 exons.
GCGAUGUAUCUACAAGGCCAGGCUCAGCUGCGGUACGAUCCGUGCGACCUGGGUGUGCUUUAUUUUGACAAAGUUACGGACAUCCUGUGGAAAGGGACUGUUAAUUUAGGACUGUAUCCUUAUCUCAAUGACGCACAAAUCGAAAUUAACUUUAAGGAUCCCCUGAUAUUUUACGGCUUUUCACAGCAAAGCAAAAUGAUUGUCAACAAUAGAUGGCGUGAAUACAUUUUGGUGCCAAAAGGAAAAUUACCUACUCGUUAUCAUUUCUAUUUUUCAAUAAAUUCGACAGUCGCUGUAGAAAAACCAACGGUCACAAAAUUUACGUUGAACAAUGUUCUACUAUGUGGUGAACAUAUUAAAAAGAACAGCACUCCGACGGAUAGUCGACAGCCCGGUAACUUUCAAUGCGGCAGGCGGUCUCUCAACCAUUCCGAGCUCGUGACAGUCCGGGCGGACGCCAAGGCCGGGGACUGGCCCUGGCACGUGGCGGUCCUGAUACGUGAUCUGCAGAACAGUAGCAUCGCGAUGUACCAGUGCGGCGGCAACAUCGUAUCCCGCACCGCGGUGUUGACCGCUGGUCACUGCUUGUUUACUGGCAACAAAACGGUCCCUACCAACAGAUUAAUAAUUCAAGCUGGGACAAGUAAUUUGUGGGAUUUAAAGGAAAUUGGCAGACAAAUUCUAACAGUAGAAAGAGUAGUAAUUCACCCAAGCUACGUUUUAGAACAAGCUACAUCCGACCUCGCUAUCCUGUUCGUCAACACGCUGGUGUUUACAGAAUACGUCCAGCCAAUCUGUGUUUGGGGACCUUUGUACGAUAAAAGAAUUUUGUACGGGCAGCAGGCAGUGGUCGCAGGCUUCGGUUUGACGGAGCAGAAUGUCAUGUCGGACAGAUUAAGGUCAUCGUACACCAUCGUGCAGCCCGAUAAAGUGUGCGUCGCGACCGCACCGACUCUCUACUCUAGUCUGCUAAAUGAGUUCACUUUCUGUGCUGGAGACGGUAAUUCUGGCACGAGUCCUCUGAAUGGCGACAGCGGCGGGGGCCUGGCGGUGGCAGUGACUCACAUCGACGACAGAAUCAGCUGGUUCCUUCGCGGGAUCCUCUCCAAAUGCGUCAUACCUCAGGGCAAGAAGCUCUGCGAUCCCAAAUACUUCGUGGUAUACACAGACGUAGCCCCGCACUAUGGCUGGAUACACCAUCAUAUCGCAGGAUAA